GUCAUAAUAAUUUUCCUAACUAUGGCCUUUGAAUACCAUUGAAGCUAAAGUAACCAUCUCAUGUGGGGGGAAGUUUCUGUGAAAACAGAACUUCUGACCAAUUUGGUUUCUGCAGAGCCAUUGUUUGAAUAAAAUAUAUCCUAGAUUGAUUUUCAGCCACUUCUGGAGUGUCAAAGGUUGCAUGCAUUUGGAAGGCAGAUGCAUCAACUUUGAAAUUAUGUAAAUGUGGGUUUGGUUAGAUCACAUAUUUAGUGGUGGAAGAGAAGAUGAGUUUCUUUUCAUGUUGCACAUCAUCUGAGAAGAUCAACAAGAACUCCUUCAGAGGGAGCAGCAGGGACUUCAAUCAUGCAAAAUCUAUGCCAUCAUGUGGUACCAUGUGUUUUAAACCUGAUAACAGCAAGAGGAAGUUCAUAGAACAAGAAAUUGCAAAGAUUGGAAGAGGGAAUAUUACCUCUCAGACUUUUUCUUAUCAUGAGCUAUGUGUUGCAACUGGGAAUUUUCACCCUGAGAACAUGAUUGGUGAAGGAGGCUUUGGAAGGGUGUAUAAAGGACGCAUUAAAAGCAUAAACAAGGUUGUUGCUGUGAAGAAACUUAACAGGAAUGGAUUCCAAGGAAACAGGGAAUUUCUUGUAGAGGUUUUGAUUUUGAGUCUCUUGCACCACCCUAACCUUGUUAAUUUGGUAGGGUAUUGUGCAGAUGGUGAACAAAGGAUUUUGGUAUACGAAUACAUGGUGAAUGGUUCUUUAGAAGAUCACCUUCUUGAACUACCUGAGGACAGAAAGCCUUUGGAUUGGCAAACCAGAAUGAACAUAGCAGCAGGUGCAGCUAAAGGACUUGAAUACUUGCAUGAGGUAGCAAAUCCACCAGUGAUAUACCGUGAUUUCAAAUCAUCAAACAUACUAUUGGAUGAAAACUUCAAUCCAAAGCUCUCUGAUUUUGGACUUGCAAAGCUUGGUCCAACUGGUGAUAAAACUCAUGUAUCCACCAGGGUGAUGGGAACUUAUGGCUAUUGUGCUCCUGAGUAUGCCUCAACAGGCCAAUUGACUACAAAAUCAGAUAUAUACAGCUUCGGAGUGGUAUUUCUAGAGAUGAUCACAGGAAGAAGAGUACUUGAUCAAUCAAGAUCAUCUGAGGAGCAAAACUUAGUCACUUGGGCACAACCACUAUUCAAAGACAGAAGGAAGUUUACAUCAAUGGCUGAUCCAUUGCUGAAAGGGAACUACCCAGCAAAGGGUCUACACCAAGCACUAGCAGUUGCAGCAAUGUGCCUUCAGGAGGAAGCACAUACUCGACCUUUGAUCAGUGACGUGGUUACAGCCAUUGAUGUUUUAGCCAAGACGCAGAUGCAAGUGGGAAAACAGCAACAUGCAACAGACACUUUUUUGGAGGACAAAGAACGCAGUUAACAGAAGGAAUCUGAAAUGGUAUAGGAUUAUAGAACAUUAAGAACAAUGAAUGAAACUGUAGCUGCUAAAGAAGUUUGAGAAUCAAUGUAACAAUUUUUUACUAUAGCAUGAUGAAAAUCAGAACUAUUACAUGUUUUUCCUUGUUCAUGAUCUAGUGAUUAGUAGCAUUAGAUUUUGAUAAUAAAAUGAAAAGGU
Vigna radiata var. radiata (mung bean) is the source of this 1601-nucleotide messenger RNA. Its product is annotated as probable serine/threonine-protein kinase PBL23. Gene Ontology annotation, molecular function: ATP binding; protein kinase activity. The transcript is spliced from 5 exons. The record is from RefSeq and is a predicted model, not a curated record. Gene Ontology annotation, biological process: protein phosphorylation. Lineage: Eukaryota; Viridiplantae; Streptophyta; Magnoliopsida; Fabales; Fabaceae. Bases 267 to 1406 code for a protein of 379 amino acids.